This is a messenger RNA of Chanos chanos (milkfish), 6126 nucleotides long. Its product is annotated as trinucleotide repeat-containing gene 6B protein-like. Gene Ontology annotation, molecular function: nucleic acid binding. The record is from RefSeq and is a predicted model, not a curated record. Gene Ontology annotation, biological process: miRNA-mediated post-transcriptional gene silencing; positive regulation of nuclear-transcribed mRNA poly(A) tail shortening. NCBI's taxonomy places the organism in Eukaryota, Metazoa, Chordata, Actinopteri, Gonorynchiformes, Chanidae. The transcript has 21 exons. Gene Ontology annotation, cellular component: P-body; nucleoplasm.
UCUACCUAAUUCUUUGUCAUUUUUGUUUUUACUUGUGUAUUGCUUAUCUGUUUACCUCAAAAGUCGUCGUACCGUGUGGAGUUUUUUCUUCCCUGGAUUUCAGCUAUUUCGAGUAGUCAAGCAAGUUGCUAUGCCUUAGCUAGCAUAACCUCUUCAGCUAACUCUAGAGAGAGGAGCCCACAGAACAGGAACAGCAGUUCAUGGAAGACAAGAAAAGGAAGAAAGAGGAUACAAGAGAACAGGACACUUCUCACAAGGUUACUGAACAGAAAAAAGAAGAAUCAACACCUUUGUCAGACUCAUCUCCAGCUGCACUCAACUGUCUGUCAGCCUUCCCUGGCACUUCGUCGGCAUCACCCCCCUGCUCUGCCACUGGGGUUUCCCCUGCCCCCGCUCAGGGUGGGAACAAUGCAAAACGGGCAGCUGUGGCCAACGGACAGUCCUCCUCCGGAGCCCAGCGCUAUAUGCCUCGUGAAGUUCCCCCCCGUUUCCGCAGCCAGCAGGACCACAAAGUGUUACUGAAGAGAGGCCAGCCACCACUGUCCUGCAUGCUUCUGGGGGGCAACCACAGUGGGGAGACCACACCCCCACUCUCAAAGAAGGGGCACCCCAAUGCAAGCACAAGCGAAACCUUAGAUCCUACUGUAGAUCCAACCACUCCUCACUCCUCGUCCACGUUAAUUGUUGCCUCUGCUGCUUCAACUUAUGCAAAUUCCGUAUGGGGCUUGGGCUCUGCUGGCCAGCCCCCCUCUCAGGGCAUGGACCAAGUAGUGGUGGAUGGCUCAGAUCUUGAGGCAUGGCCCACUAUUCAGGAGAGUGGAGGACAGGACAGCAGUGCCUCAUGGUGUGAUGGACAUACUACACGGCAGAAGGAGGCCACGGUGUCAGGAACCGGUUUAGGAAAUGUUGACCCAAAUGGUCCUUCUUCAGCAAGUGAGGGCACAGAGUCCUGUGUUACAUGGGGGCUCUCCUCUCAGGCAGAUGUUGUUAGCUCUGCUGGAGAAGGCGCUCUGUCUGCAAGUUCCAAAGUCUCUCCUCCUUCUGGGACUGAGGAGGCUCCUCUUUUCACCAGCAGUGUGAUCCCAGGUGCCAACUCAAAUCCAAAUUCCACCCUUUCGCCCUGGUCUAACCCAAUGCAAGAUGGGAUAGAAGCAAUUGGUGCAACUGCCUCAGAGAAGGAGACCUCAUCACAGCUUACCACUGAGGGUUCCCAUUUCAGUCUGUUGAGCCCAGCGAACCAACAGCAUCAAGCACACGAAAACUACCGCCAGGAUGAAGGGCACACUGAUGAUUGGGAUGGUACAAAGUCAGAGCAUGAAGCAGGACCAAAACAAAAAGGUGAUGAUAAAGACUGUGGAGGGGGAAUACUGCCUCCUCCUUCCUUAAACUCAAACCCAGGUGCCUCGGAGACAGAUGCGUGGGACAAAGGAUCAGAGAGUGGAUCUUCCCGAGAUGGUGGAAAAAUGUGGGGUUGUGGGACCUCUGGUGAAAGCACAGGACUGUUGGGGGUUGAAGCUUGGGGGCGGGGAAAUGGAGGCAGCUGUAAUACCUUUGGGGUAUCUCAGGGAGCAUGGGAUGAGGAUGAAGGCAGUUUGCCUGAGCCGAGAGCUGCAGGAUGGUCCUGUAACUCAGUUGCUGGAAGUGUCACUGAAGAUGGUAGCUGCAAUCACAGUGACUGUGGAGGAAAUGAUGGCAAUUCACAGGAGUCCUCAGCAGGCUCUGCAGCUUUUGCGAUCAUGUCAAGGGCUCCAGAUAAUCAGAAAGGGUCAGAUGCAGGGGAUGAGACAGCUGGAGAGUUGGAAAGUCAGGGAAGCAGUGGAGAGGGGACACAUUCCCACAAUCAGCACCGUGAUAAGGCCAAGAGCCACCCUGGAUGCAAGUCCUAUAACCCAGAAGUGGCCUUAGAGAACAUGCUCAGUCGGAGUGACUUGGAUCCCAGAGUGCUUUGCAACAGUGGCUGGGGGCAGACCCAGAUUCAGCAGAAUGUAGCCUGGGAUCUUGAGACAGAAGAAGGUGGGCGCAGUGCCUCUGCAAAUUCUUCUUCGACCACUAAUUCUUCGACUGAAAACCCUUCCUCCUUUGGAAUGCUGUCUACAGGAUUUGCUUGUGGAAAUUCAAGAAGAGGCAGGACGGAAGGAGAUGACUCCAUGCCUCACAACCCCAGCAUGCAGAAAUCUGAAGGAUUGGUGAUCAACCUGGGAAGGAAGGCUGGUACUGGAGCAGGAGAAACCCAGGGGUGGGGGAGCGAGGUUCAAGAGUGGGGAGAGCACAAAGAGGAGGGAAGAAAUGGGAAAGGAAGAGAUUGGGGUAAUUAUGGGGAGAAGAGUACCCCUGCGGGUGGGGAAGGUAGUGGCUGGGGUGAUGGUAAGGAAGAUAAAGGGAUCGGCGGAUGGAAGGAGUUGAAAAAAGAUGGAGGAGGUUGGGGAACAGGUGGUGGAAGCGAGUGGGAGCAAAGAGAUCUAGGUAGUGGGGGCUGGAGAGACGGGCGUGGAAGUGUCGGCGGGAGUUCUGCAGGCAGCCUGGAUGAUGGUUCCUGGGGUGGCUGGGAUGAGGGAAAACCGAGGAAAGGCUGGGUGGGAAGUGGGAGCGAUAUGGGUGUUAAAUCACCCCAGGGCUGGGGAGACAAGCCAAACCCAUCACAGAUACCAAACAACCAAUCAAUCACACUUAAAUCCCCAAAUCAGCAGCAACAAUCAGAGACAGCAACCAACUUGAGGGCCUUGCAAGAGGGCAGAGGGCGACAAAGAGGUCCUCCUUUCCCAAACCAAAGCUCGGGUUGGACGUCUGGCCCCAUGCCCCAUGUGUCCUCCCCUUCUGAGCCUAGCGGUUGGGAGGAACCGUCGCCACAGUCCCUUAGCCGAAAGAUGGAAAUUGAUGAUGGCACUUCUGCUUGGGGUGACCCCAGUCAUAGCAAUAGCAGAGUUGUGAAUCUCUGGGACAAGAACAGUUCUCAAGGCCAGUCCCAGCAUCAACAACCCCCUAAGAGGCAGCCUGGAGUUUCUGCUAACCACGACAAAAGCUCUGUACCUGUAUCUUGGGGAAGGAGUGGUACCACAUUAGACCAAACUAUGGACAAUGGCACCUCUGCCUGGGGGAAGGCUUGCGAUGCCCCAGCUGGUUGGGGAGAGCCAGAAGAGCCUGGGAAAGGAGGUGGCUGGGGAAACUCCCAUGCUAAGUCUGGUUCUAAGUCUAUGCAAGAAAGUUGGGGUGAAGCGGAGAGUACAAUGAGUGGAUCCCGGCACAACAGCUGGGAUGAGGAAGAUGGAGGGACAGGCAUGUGGAACAACAGGGUCUCCCAGGGAAGCAACCCCUCCUACAGCUCUGGGAACUGGGGGCAAGGACAUGGAAACAAAAGGAGCAACACCAAGGCUACUCAGAGGGGUGGCGGUGGGGAUUCUUGGAUGAAUCCUGUGACUCGACAGUUCUCAAAUAUGGGAAUUGUGGAUGAAAACCCAAAUACUGCACAGGAUAAAAAUGACAAGAGAAGGAUGAAUGACUUCAGCAGAGACAUGCAGAGAGGAAAAGGUGGAGGUGUCUUCCGUUUACCAAAUUCCAAAGAGGCUGGACCUGGGGAGACUGGGCCUUACUUUGAUAAGGUUUUUUGAUUUGUAUUUAUUUAUUUAUUUUUUUACCAAGUAUUUACCAAAAACUACCACGCAGGACACAUUUGUUUUGUCAUGAGCGGUCAUGGUGCUUUUGGUGGUAGAGGUGGGAUCCACCAGCCCAGUGUCAACCCCAUGAACCUUUCCCAAGGGAUGCGUGCCCAAGUGCCUCAUCAGUUCCUAUCCCCUCAGGUUCCAGGUCCCAUGCUGAAACAGAUGCCGGCGCCCAGUGGAAACAUGGUUGGGGGUGGCCUGUUCCCUCCUCCUCUCUCCCCACAGCACUUAGCCAUGCUCAGUGGCAUUCACCCACAGAUGCAGCAGUUCCAGUUGGCUUGUCAGCUCCUCCUGCAAAGCCAGAGGAAGUUUCCACAACCCCCACGCCAGCAGCAUGAUCCACAACAGUUGGCCAGGAUCAUGGCUAUUUUGCAGCAGCAGAGGCAGCAGCAACAGCAACAGCAACAGUCAUUUGGAAUAGGUGGUAACAGUUUUGGUGGCUCCAAACCAUCUCCUUCUCACUUUGGAGGGGGGCCACAGAGACACCCCAUGGGUGACCCGCUCCUCCACCCAUCUCUAGCCGAUCUCAGUGCCAAAACACAGGGCGGAUUUUCAGGGCUGGGUACUGGUGGGGGUUUAUCUGGGCUGGAUCCAGGCCCAGGCCUGGGGUCUGUCGGGGGUGGGCGAGAUACAGGCGGACAGCAAUCUCGCUACAAGUGGAUGGUGGAGAACCAGACAUUAGCCCCCUCACCACCAGACCCUGCUCUUCACAAAAAUGGCCCUAUGCCUGGUCCAGUAAAGUUCAGAGGAAGUUCUCCAUACUCCCAGUUUGAGCUGCUGGGAGGUGAUGGUGUGGGGACAUCCCCACAUGCUCUUGCUGACAACUGGCAUCGAACACCAGGGAGCAAACUAGGCACUGCCCCCGGGACACCCUGCUGGCCACCAGAGUUCCAGCCGGGAGUGCCCUGGAAAGGAAUGCAGAGUGGUGACCCUGAUCCUUACGUGACACCUGGGGGUAUUCUGGGCUCCCCUGGCCCACCAAGCCUCAGUGACCCUGAACACCAGUUACUGCAAGACAACACAGAUCUAAAUCCCUCUCUGAACACCUUACUGCCUUCACCAGGUGCCUGGCCCUACAGUGCCUCAGACAGCCCUCCUACCCCACACAGCUCAGUAAAGUACCCGGAGUACAAGUCUAGUUGGCCUCCCGAGCCUAUUGGACACAGCAAGUCGUGGAGGACCAAUCGUAACAGCUCCCAUCCACCACGACCUCCUCCUGGUCUCACCAAUCAAAAACAGACGACUUCUUCCUCUUGGCCAGUCGGGGCUCCGCGGCUGCCUAAAGGUUGGGCAGUUGGAGGACAUGACCAGGAGAUGAGAUUUGGGCCAGAAGUGACAUGGAGUGAUGGUGGAGUCUCUGCUGGAAGUUCUUGGCUUUUCCUGCGGAAUCUCACCCCUCAGAUUGAUGGCUCCACACUGCGGACGAUAUGCAUGCAGCACGGGCCUCUGUUGACCUUUCACCUUGACCUGGCUCAGGGCAGUGCUCUGAUUGGCUACUGUAGCAGACAGGAAGCAGCCAAAGCCCAGAAUGCACUUCACAUGUGCGUUUUGGGCAACACCACCAUCCUGGCAGAGUUUGUGAACGAGGAGGAAGUGGCCCGUUACUUUGCUAAUUCCCAGGCUGGGUUGGCUCACGAUGCCACGCCCGAUGUGUCACUGGGGUCGGACUCGGGCGUGGUCACGGGUGUGGCCGGCUCCAGAGAGAGCGGGAGAGACAGAGAGAGAGCUGGAGGCGGAGUGAUCGGCGUUGGAGGCGGAGGUGGCACAGAGGGUGGAGUCGGGCCCUCCGGUGCCAGCUGGCAAAGUCUAGACGUUUCGGGCAACUCUUUAGACGGCCCGUCAGGCCAAGGCCCUGUGCUGGGCGUCUUUGCCCAGUGGAGCAGUAGUGAGUCAGCAGAGAUGGAGGGAGGGGCUAUCGAGGCAGGGGGGGCAGGACUCUGGGGGGGUGUGACCACAGGUUACCAUGGCGGCAGCCUGUGGGGUGCUCCUCAACUAGAAGACAGCCCAGCGGGUCUGUUGCCAGGCGACCUGCUGGGAGGGGGCACCGACCCUAUAUGAACGGCACAGAUCUCACUAAAGUCCACCUUAAAACACACUGGUACAUGAACUUAGUACUUAAGCACACACACACACACACACACACACACACAUACACUGAUGGGUCAUAUUAACAUAAAUAUAUGUACACUGGAAGACUUAUCUACAAUGAUUUUGCAUAUUUCAAUUCAGACCAUUUUUUACACACACACACACACACACACACUCACACUCACACACUCAUGUGCAGUGGCAGAAGCGUGUGAGAUGCUUACAGACAUUCUAAUGGCCAGAUUUAAGCUAUAAUGUAAUUGAAUGCAGGGACUGUUGUAGAGUACAAGGCCUUCUUUUCACAAAUGAAGAUUCAAACUGCUGGAACUUGAACUUUAGUUUAUCACAGGCUGUUAGUCUGCCAGGACUGGCUCACAUUUUU